Molecule: messenger RNA, 4285 nt
Organism: Misgurnus anguillicaudatus (oriental weatherfish)
Lineage: Eukaryota; Metazoa; Chordata; Actinopteri; Cypriniformes; Cobitidae
Gene: slc41a1
Product: solute carrier family 41 member 1
Biological process (GO): monoatomic cation transport
Cellular component (GO): plasma membrane
Molecular function (GO): monoatomic cation transmembrane transporter activity
Source: RefSeq, a predicted model, not a curated record
GCAAUGGCGCGUCAGAGUUACCCGCCUAGUGGCUUCCUCCUAUCAUAUAGAUGCGCAGGAUUGACCGUGUGUCAAAUGGAACAAUGUAACGGAUUGGAGUUGACAGCCUCAGCUGAGGGGGUUACUGAUUAAUCUGGGUUCGAGUCUAUAACCCAUAAGUGCACGCGAACGAGCAUAUCAGCCUCGGGCUCCGCGCGUGCUUGAAUUAAAGAGAAUGACAGCGGACCGGCGUUGAAGAGUCCCGUGUCUUCUUUUCAAGGUAACAAGUGUCAACUCGACCUUAUCAAACGUGGGGGUUCCUGUGAGUUGUAACACUACCCUGGCUCCAGAGACCUUUAAAUACAUUUCAAAAACCUAUUUGCCACGUGGUGUAAAGUGAGAAGCUUUCAGCCCUCAACUGCCCCGAGCUGGUCAGAAAGUUUAGCCAAGUGCCUUCCAGAGACUCAAGAGUGGGACAUUCUGUCAGGAUCUCCAAAGCCAUUUUUCUCAUUUCUUUGAUUAGAAAUUUCAUAUUUUUAGAGAGCAGCACAUUUGCUGUGAAGAAUAAUCCGGAUCGUCUUUUCUCUGCGCGGACUAACAUGUGGCUUUCUGUUGUUACGUCCUAAAAGCAAAAAGUGCUUUGAAUGGAGAGCAUAAUUUGCAUGCUACCCAAGUUCAGGCAGGAUCUCACGCAAGCCUGGAGACGGCGUGCGCACCUGCCUCUCCUCCUUAACCUAUAGAUGCUCUGCACAAAUUCAUUUAGGGGCAGCUACCAUCUUUAAUGGGAUAAAUUAUCUCCAGAGAUCAGGUGAAUCAACACUGAACGAAAACCUCGAACGCGUAUUCGUUUCUUCUUAAUUGACACCUUACAUCUUAAGGCCUCCGCAUGGUACUCUGGUCGAAAGAUCAAGACAAACUGCACGACAUGUCCACUGGGACGGAAAGGAUAGAGAUGAAGAAGGAAGGGGCGCCGCCGGCGUACCACCAAUCCAACGGGUCGGUCCAUCCAGUGAUACUGCCCGACAACAAUGAGCAGGUGCCCCAGAACGGGGAGUACGAACUCACCGAGAUGACCUCGCUGCCGGACCAAGACGAUCAACAGAACGAGCGGCCGGACAUCCUCGACUGUCGGGCCAAUGCCAAGGGCCAGAGAGAAGAAGAUGCACUCCUGGAGAACGCCAGCCAAAGCAACGAGAGCGAUGACAUUAGCACGGACCAAAGCCCGGUGCCGCCGGUUCCACUAAAGGAAACGUCCUUUUCUAUUGGACUCCAGGUUUUGUUCCCUUUCCUGCUGGCAGGGUUUGGGACGGUUGCAGCCGGCAUGGUUCUGGACAUGGUACAGCAUUGGACUGUGUUUACGGAGGUUACUGAGGUCUUCAUCCUUGUUCCUGCUCUUCUGGGUCUCAAAGGGAACUUGGAGAUGACCCUUGCGUCCAGACUGUCUACCGCGGCUAAUAUCGGACAAAUGGACUCGGCAAAGGAUAUGUGGAAAAUGAUCAUGGGAAACCUCGCACUUAUACAGGUUCAGGCCACUGUGGUCGGCUUCCUGGCGUCCAUCGCCGCAGUCAUUUUCGGCUGGAUACCAGAGGGCAACUUUAUAAUUGGACACGCCGUCCUGCUCUGCGCCAGCAGCGUAGCCACCGCGUUCAUCGCUUCCCUUCUGCUAGGUCUUAUCAUGAUUGGUGUUAUCAUUGCAUCCAGGAAGGUGGGCAUCAAUCCAGACAACGUGGCCACCCCCAUUGCUGCCAGUUUAGGUGAUCUGAUCACGCUGACUCUGUUGGCUGGCAUCAGCACAGGCCUGUAUAAGGAACUGGAAUACAACGACUAUGCCAACCCAUUGGUUUGUGCGUUCUUCGUUGCUCUGACUCCCAUCUGGGUCCUGAUCGCCCGGCGAACACCAUCCACACGGGAAGUGCUUUAUUCGGGAUGGGAGCCUGUUAUUAUCGCCAUGGCGAUCAGCAGUGUUGGAGGACUCAUUCUGGAUAAGACCGUGUCCAACCCAAACUUCGCCGGGAUGGCAGUUUUCACUCCAGUAAUCAAUGGUGUGGGUGGAAAUUUGGUGGCGGUACAAGCCAGUCGAAUCUCCACUUACCUGCACAUGAACGCCCUGCCCAUAGCAGAGCCCAGCCCUACUCCACGUAAAUGUCCCACGCCAUGGAGCACAUUCUUCGGGUCAGGUGUGAAUUCACGUUCUGCCAGAGUGCUCUUCCUAUUGGUCGCUCCUGGUCACCUGGUCUUCCUGUACACCAUUAACUCUAUGCAGGGUGGACACACCACACUCACCUACGUCUUCAUCGCAUUUUACCUGGCCGCAGCUCUGCUCCAGGUAAUAAUCCUGCUCUACCUGGCAGACUGGAUGGUGAACUGGAUGUGGCGUCGAGGGAUGGAUCCGGAUAACUUCUCCAUUCCUUAUUUGACCGCUUUAGGAGACCUGCUGGGUACAGGCUUCCUGGCCCUGUGUUUCCACAUCCUGUGGCUCAUUGGAGAUCGGGAUGCAGAUGUGGGCGAUUAAUCCACACCGCUUCCCUUUGACUCUGUCCGAGCGACACAAACGUCUUUAUUUAUAAUGACACAUAGAAAAAUAAUAUCUAUAUUGUUAUGGCUACCAUGAUUAUAUUGAUGCUUUAGAAUUGAGCUGUAAUUACGUUGUUUUUAGCCAACGGGAGAACGAGAAUCCUCAUUAUUUUUCAAUGGGGAUGUUCGGCCCGAUUUAUAGCCGGUCGCGUUGACUGCAUGUAAAGUUGACAUCAACCUAAACUUGAAGUUUGUCAUGAGAGGCAAAAAACAAACACAGAAUGCUUAAUCACCAAGUGCUACAAAAUUGUUUAGUGAUAUAAAGUGGAAAGUUUUUGAUGAAGGCAACUAAAAAUACAAAAAAAAUAAUUCUGGACCAUUGCAUAGUGACCUGAUAAAGUGUUUUUAAAUCAUUCAGACUUGACAUGGUGGUUCGUCUUCUCGAAACUGAUAAAAAGAAUGAAGACAAGUCUAAGCAAAUUAUCAGACGCUUAAUCUAAACAGGGACCUUUUACGGUAAAACACUGCAUGUACAGUAGAUUACUGUAAUAUGAUGGGAUCGUCCUGUAUGUUUAACAGAUAACACUGCAUUUUUAGCCUCAGAAUUUGCUUCUAUAGUUUUGUCCGUGGCCACAAAGAAAGAAAGUAACCAAAAGCGUACUUGUUUUCUUCAACAUCCCCGAAAUCUUCAACUCGUGCAAUUUGUUGAAAAGGUCUUGGGUUGUUUACUCUCGCCACUUUAAAGGAUUAGUCCAUUUUCUUAAAAAAAAUCUAGAUAAUUUGCUCACCACCAUGUCAUCCAAAAUGUUGAUGUCUUUCUUUGUUCAGUCGAGAAGAAAUUAUGUUUUUUGAGUAAAACAUUCCAGGAUUUUUCUCAUUUUAAUGGACCCCAACACGUAACAGUUUAAUAUUGCAGUUUUAACUGAGUUUCAAAGGACUUUAAACGAUCCCAAACGAGGCAUAAGGGUCUUAUCUAGCGAAACAACUUCUCGUCUAUCUCCGUUCCUGUAACACGCCAGCGCAACCUCACGUAAUUACGUAAUGCCUGGAAAGGUCACGUGUUACAUAUAUGAAACGCACAUUUGCGAAGGAUUUUAAAACAAUAAACUGACACAAAGACAUUAAUUAGUAUCAUUCCACAUACAACAACGUCGGAACGGUCCUCUUUCUCCACACUUGUAAACACUGGGGCAUAGUUUCGAUACAACAUCCGUGACCUUUCUUCGUGAUGCCGUAUUGCGUGAGGUUGCGCUGGCGAGUCACAGGGCCGGAGAUAGACGAGAAGUUGUGGUUUAAAAGUGCAUGUUUUUUUUCUUGUCAAAAAUGACAAUCAUUUCGCUAGAUAAGAACCUUAUGUCUCAUUUGGGAUCGUUUAGAGUGUUAAGUGUUGGGGUCCAUUAAAGUCCAUUAAAAUGAGAAAAAUCCUGGAAUGUUUUCCUCAAAAAAAAUUUCUUCUCGAAACAAAGAAAGACAAAGAAAGACAUCAACAUUUCUGAUAACAUGGUGGUGAAUAAAUUAUCUGGAUUUUUUUUAAGAAAAUUGACUAAUCUUUUAAUGGAUAAAGUAUUAAACUUUCUUUCAGUUGCAUAUGUACAGUAUAUUUUUGUACAUUGUACAUUUCACCCAAUCAAAAGUCUUCUAGGUCAGGCUGUUAUUGUAAAGUGCACGUCUGUUUACAGUAAGCAUCAGAAUCUUCCCUUUAGACUCAGAAUGCUGGAAAAGUUGAUUUGUAGUAAACAGAAAUGGCUUUUAUAUACAACUCAGAGUUUAAAAAAGUCAACCUGAAACUGGA